AUGCGAUUCUUCGGCAUUCCUUCCCUGGCCCUACCCUUAGGGUUGGCGUUGUCAACUGUUGUAUAUGCAAACCAAAAGCGCAGCUCAAAUGUCUGCACCGUUAAAGCCAAAGGGAACCAGAAAGAUGAUGUUCCUAAUAUCAUAGAAGCCUUCCACCGUUGUGGUAAUGGCGGUACGAUCGUCUUUCCAGAGGACCAAGCCUACUGGAUCGGUACUCGGUUGAAUCCCGUCUUAAACGACAUAACCAUUGAAUGGCGCGGAAAAUGGACAUUCUCUGACGAUUUGGAUCACUGGCGCAAUAACUCAUACCGGAUUUCCUUCCAAAAUCACGCCGCCGGGUUCGUUAUCACCGGUCAAAACAUCAGGAUUGAUGGGUACGGCACUGGUGGCAUCGACGGCAAUGGGAAUGCAUGGUACACAGCCGAGAAAGGCGACACGCAACCCGGCAGACCGAUGCCGUUUGUAUUUUGGAACGUAUCCGAUGUCAGUGUCGAAAAUUUCUACAUCAAAGAUCCCCAGUUGUGGAGCAUAAAUAUCAUGAACGGAACCAAUAUGCGCUUUAAUAACAUCUACUGCAAUGCGACUGCGGUAGAUGCGCCAUACGGCGAAAACUGGGUCCAGAAUACAGACGGAUUUGACACCAUGGAUGCGCAGAAUAUCCAACUCAGCAAUUUCAUAUACCAAGGUGGUGAUGAUUGCGUGGCAAUCAAACCACGAUCAUACAAUAUCGAUAUUCACAAUGUCACCUGUCGUGGCGGAAAUGGGAUUGCUAUAGGCAGUCUGGGCCAAUACCAGGAGGACUCGAGCGUGGCUGAUAUCCGCAUAGAUAAGGUCAAGGUAACCCGAUACAACGAGGAUAUGCACAAUAGCGCGUAUAUCAAAGCGUGGGUCGGCGCACUUGUACCACAGAGCUCCUAUGAGAGUGCCGGACUCGCUCGCGGCGGUGGCUGGGGCAGUAUUCGGAAUGUGUUGCUCUCAAACUUCGAAGUCCAUGGAGCCAAUAGCGGACCUGCUAUCACACAAGACAGUGGAAAUAAUGGCUCGUAUUCGGGGACGAGUUUGAUGGAUAUUUCCAAUGUCGCAUUUGUAAAUUUCACGGGCUAUAUCAAGAGCACUUCGAGGAAGGUGGCAUCUGUUUCAUGCUCGAAUGUGCAUCCGUGCUACAAUAUUGAUUUUGAUAAUGUGGUGCUAUAUCCCCAGGAGAAUGCGACUACGCCGGGGGUUGGGUCGUGCAAGUAUACAACGGAAGGCGGGGUACACGGGCUCGAUGGAUGCUGA
Messenger RNA from Penicillium verrucosum, 1278 nucleotides. Its product is annotated as putative extracellular exo-polygalacturonase. Bases 1 to 1278 code for a protein of 425 amino acids. The transcript is spliced from 3 exons. The record is from RefSeq and is a predicted model, not a curated record. Lineage: Eukaryota; Fungi; Ascomycota; Eurotiomycetes; Eurotiales; Aspergillaceae. Gene Ontology annotation, biological process: carbohydrate metabolic process. Gene Ontology annotation, molecular function: polygalacturonase activity.